Sceloporus undulatus (fence lizard) is the source of this 861-nucleotide messenger RNA. It is a transcript of the gene PHOX2B, whose product is annotated as paired like homeobox 2B. Gene Ontology annotation, biological process: regulation of transcription by RNA polymerase II. The record is from RefSeq and is a predicted model, not a curated record. Lineage: Eukaryota; Metazoa; Chordata; Lepidosauria; Squamata; Phrynosomatidae. Gene Ontology annotation, molecular function: DNA-binding transcription factor activity, RNA polymerase II-specific; RNA polymerase II transcription regulatory region sequence-specific DNA binding.
AUGGAGUACUCUUACCUGAACUCCCGGCACGAGUCCUGCAUGGCCGGCAUGGACACCUCCAGCCUGGCCUCGGACGCCGACUUCAGCUCCUGCAGCCAAGGGGGGCUCCAGUACAACCCCAUCCGGACCACCUUCGGCGCCGGCGCCGCCUGCCCUUCCCUGGGACCCGCCUGCAGCCUGGGAUCCCUCCGAGACCAUCAGAGCAGCCCUACCCUUGCAGUGCCCUACAAGCUCUUCACAGACCACGGGGGCCUGAACGAGAAGCGCAAGCAGCGCAGGAUCCGGACCACCUUCACCAGCGCCCAGCUGAAGGAGCUGGAGCGGGUCUUCGCUGAGACCCACUACCCGGACAUCUACACCCGCGAGGAGCUGGCCCUCAAGAUCGACCUCACCGAGGCCAGGGUCCAGGUGUGGUUCCAGAACCGUCGAGCCAAGUUCCGAAAGCAGGAGCGGGCGGCGGCGGCGGCAGCAGCAGCAGCCAAGAGUGGCUCUUCUUCGGGAAAGAAGUCGGAUUCCUCGCGGGGAGGGGAGGAGGAUGGCAAGGAGGCCAAGAGCACUGACCCAGACAGCACUGGAGGGCCUAACCCCAAUCCCAACCCGGCACCCAGCUGCGGAGGCGGAGGAGGAGGGCCUAGUCCCGGAGGCCAAGGCCAAGGUGGCCAAGGGUCUGAGGCCGGAAAAGGCACGGGCCCCGGUGGGCAAGUGGUGGCGGCAGCGGGCCCCGGGCCUGGCUGGGCCCCCGGGCCGGGCCCACUCGCUUCCAUCCCGGAUUCCUUAGGCGGGCCCUUUGCCAGUGUCCUCUCCUCACUCCAGAGACCCAACGGUGCCAAAGGCAGCCUCGUCAAGGGCACCAUGUUUUGA